AGAAAGAACUUCUUUGCAAAGAUUCAUGCUUAUUAUUGGGAAGAACCUUUCCUUUUUAAGUAUUGUGCAGAUCAAAUAAUAAGGAAGUGUGUCCCUGAAGAAAAACAACAAGGAAUCCUCAACCAUUGCCAUGAGAGUGCAUGUGGAGGCCACUUUGCCUCCCAGAAAACAACCAUGAAGGUGUUGCAAUCAGGGUUUAAUUGGCCAUCACUUUUCAAAGAUGCCCACACCAUGUGUAGGAGCUGUGAUAGAUGCCAAAGGCUUGGGAAGCUUACACGAAGAAAUCAAAUGCCUAUGAAUCCCAUUCUAAUAGUUGAUCUCUUUGAUGUUUGGGGCAUUGACUUCAUGGGACCUUUCCCAAUGUAUUUUGGUAACUCUUAUAUCCUGGUGGGGGUGGACUAUGUUUCUAAAUGGGUUGAGGCAAUCCCCUGUAAACACAAUGAUCACAGGGUGGUUCUCAAGUUUCUCAAAGAGAACAUCUUCUCAAGAUUUGGGGUGCCCAAGGCCAUAAUCAGUGAUGGAGGUACUCAUUUUUGCAACAAGCCUUUUGAAACCCUAUUAACCAAGUAUGGGGUGAAGCAUAAGGUAGCUACACCUUAU
Molecule: messenger RNA, 600 nt
Organism: Vitis riparia (riverbank grape)
Lineage: Eukaryota; Viridiplantae; Streptophyta; Magnoliopsida; Vitales; Vitaceae
Exons: 1
Biological process (GO): DNA integration
Molecular function (GO): nucleic acid binding
Source: RefSeq, a predicted model, not a curated record